AUGCCACCACCUGCGCUUGCAGGCGGGCUCCGACGGCUUGCUGCUCGCCUCGCUUCGUCUUCGUCUUCGUCCUCGUCCAUCUCACACACUCCCAACUUCUGCUGGCAGCCCAGCCGCCGCCUUGUCACGACCAGAUCCAGCUACUUCAGCCCCAACGUGCUGCUCGACGCAUCUGAUGUCUUCCACAAGGGCGUGGCCCUGCGCACUUCCCACGCCUCUCCUCCUCCUCCAGCCCCUGUGGCCGGCCUCGAAUGUCAUUCACCAAACCAACGCCCAUCGUCCUCGCAGCCCACGCCGCAGAUCCCGCCUCAUCGCCAGCGACAAGCAGCCAGGCGCGCCGCCGCCGCACAGGCAGACCCGCCGUCUGCCGUCCUCCCCCAGAAUGCCUCCGACACCCUCACCACCCUCGCCGCCUCCCAGCCCGCCAACUCCCUGCGCCGCCAGCUCUCCGCCCUGCUCUCCCUGUCUAAACCACGCCUGACCGUCCUCGUCGUCCUCACUGCCAUGGCCCCCUACGCCCUGUACCCGGUGCCCGCCUUCCUCUCCGCUUCUCUCGCCGACACCCCCUCCCUAUCGCCACUCACCCUCCUGUUCCUUACAACCGGCACCACCCUCUGCUCCGCCUCUGCCAACGCCCUCAACAUGCUGUACGAACCCUCUACCGACGCCAAGAUGUCUCGGACUCGCAAUCGCCCGCUGGUGCGCAACUUGCUGUCUACUCGAGCUGCCGUCUUGUUCGCAGCUGGCUGUGGCCUCGUUGGGACAGCAGCCCUCUACUGGGGCGUCAACCCCACCGUGGCUUUCCUCGGCGCCGCUAACAUCGCCCUCUAUGCCGGUCUCUACACCCCCAUGAAGGGUAUGCACUGGCUGAACACAUGGGUCGGUGCCUUGGUGGGCGGCAUCCCCCCACUGAUGGGCUGGGCUGCAGCCGCCGGCGAGAGCGCUACCGCCGACGGUACCUUCCGCGAGCUGCUGUUCAAGUUCGCAGGCGACGGUACGUCUAGCGCGGGGGGCUGGCUGCUUGCUGCGCUUCUCUUUGCCUGGCAGUUCCCCCACUUCAUGGCCCUGUCCUGGGCGGUGCGCGACGAGUACAAGAACGCCGGUCUGAAGAUGCUGUGCUGGGUGAACCCGGCGAGGAACGCCAGGGUUGCGUUGAGAUACAGCCUUGUCUUCAUACCCAUUUGUGUGGGCCUGUGCGCGUACGGGGUGACGGAGUGGACCUUUGCGGCGACAAGCCUACCCGUGAACCUGUGGCUGGUCAGAGAGGCAAUCAAAUUCCACCGGUUCGAGGGUCACAAGGGAAGUGCCAGGGGACUAUUCUGGGCAAGUGUCUGGCACUUGCCUGUGGUCAUGGGCCUCGCCCUCCUACAGAAGAAGGGCAUGUGGCAGAGGGUGUGGGCGAGUGUCGUAGGCGAGCCAUUGGAUGAAGACGAGUGGGAAGACGUCGACGAUGACACCGGCGUUCUUCCUGUUCCGACUCCGGUGAGAAUACCCGUAGGAGGUCCCUCUGCCCAAGAGAAGGGACCAUGA
Messenger RNA from Diaporthe amygdali, 1530 nucleotides. RefSeq lists its product as uncharacterized. Gene Ontology annotation, cellular component: mitochondrion; membrane. The record is from RefSeq and is a predicted model, not a curated record. Gene Ontology annotation, molecular function: protoheme IX farnesyltransferase activity. The transcript has a single exon. Bases 1 to 1530 code for a protein of 509 amino acids. Lineage: Eukaryota; Fungi; Ascomycota; Sordariomycetes; Diaporthales; Diaporthaceae. Gene Ontology annotation, biological process: heme biosynthetic process.